AAUAAAAUGCAGCCUUUGUCAAGCCAGGGUUUAAUUUUCAGGGUUUUGCAGUUGCAGCUAUGACCAAGUAACCAGGCCACUGUUAUGCAAUGUUUUAGCAUAUCACAGAUAAACAUUUCAAUGUUUUUUAAUCACAGAAGUAAAAGAAAAGUAAGUAAAAGAGACUAGACUCACAAUUGCAGUUGCAUAAUCUGCUAUUGGAGCAAAGAUCGAGCCCAUUAAGCAUUAGGAUAUUGAACUUCAUUCACUCUGCAGUUAACUCCUCUCAGUCUGAUUUCAUUCUGUCUCUUGUGAGCAGAACUGGGGCAUCCAUCUUGUUAUUUAACAAAAACUAAAUAUCAAAAAGGCUUCUUAUAUCUGGCCUCUGCAGCAUUUAUAGAACCGUUUCCAUCAUAGCAACUCAGUUUGAUUUAAUAUUCAUUUAAAAAAUCUUGAAACUGUGGUCUUCUCCAUAUACUGUCUUCCCUGAUCCCAGCAAGUGUCACUUAUUGUUUCUUUGGGACACUUUAACUCACCAGUAUCCGAAGUGAAUCAAGGAAAUGGAUGAAACAAGUUAAGAGAGUUGGACACAGAUGAGAUGAUCUCAGCCUGUGCUCUGAUUAGCUCUGGUAAAAUUCAGAUUUUGAGAGACAGCAGAUAUUAAAGUGACUACAGAGUUAAGAUGGCUGCUGGGUGUUUCUCGGUUUGUUCAGCCGGUGCGCUCCUGCCUUCACUAAUCCAAGGAGAGCAAUUGAUGGCAUUAGUGGCUCUCUCCUGUCAAUGGAGCAGGGCGAGGCUCUGCGCAUGCUCCGUGAGGUUCUUUUAUGGGGAAGAGGCUCACGAGUGGUCCCUCCCUCCCCUCUUGUCUGACUCCGUCUGGGAAGGAAAGGUUUGGUGCAUCGGCGGAGACCGGGAGGCUGCCAGGACGCGAUCCGGAGUUGAGAGAUAGUUUGAUUCUUUACGUUUGUGGCCUCCCAAAGAUCAGCUGCGACCUUCAUCAUCAUCAUCACCACCCUCGUCGUUUCAACCAGCAGUAAUCCGCACAUCCCGUUGCAUUGAUAGCGGUCCACGGCGCAGCGCGAGACGAACCACCGGUGAAGAUGUCUGGCUAUCAGGGCAAGAAGAACAUCCCCCGCAUCACAAGUGACCGUCUCCUGAUCAAAGGAGCGAAGAUCGUCAAUGAUGACCAGUCCUUCUGUGCUGACAUCUAUAUGGAGGAUGGAGUCAUCAAACAAAUUGGGGAAAACCUCAUCGUGCCCGGCGGGGUGAAAACCAUUGACGCCCAUGGCCGCAUGUUGAUGCCGGGCGGCAUCGAUGUGCACACACGUUUCCAGAUGCCCGAUCGAGGCAUGACGUCUGCAGAUGACUUCUACCAGGGGACCAAGGCCGCACUGGCUGGAGGCACCACCAUGAUCAUUGACCAUGUGGUGCCUGAGCCCGGCAUCAGCCUCAUCUCAGCCUUCGAGCAGUGGCGCGAAUGGGCUGACAGCAAGUCCUGCUGCGACUACUCGCUGCACGUGGACAUCACUGAGUGGCACAAGGGCAUCCAGGAGGAGAUGGAGACUCUCGUGAAGGAUCACGGUGUCAACUCUUUCCUGGUCUACCUGGCUUACAAAGAUGUUUUCCAGCUCACUGAUGCUCAGGUGUACGAGGUGUUCAGUGUGAUCCGUGAUCUGGGAGCCAUCGCCCAGGUGCACGCUGAGAAUGGAGACAUUGUAGCUGAGGAGCAGCGCAGGAUUCUGGAGCAGGGCAUCACUGGGCCUGAAGGACAUGUGCUGAGCCAUCCUGAGGAGGUGGAGGCGGAGGCUGUAAACCGCUCUGUGACUGUGGCCAAUCAGACCAACUGCCCUCUGUACGUCACCAAGGUGAUGAGCAAAAGCGCUGCUGAUGUCAUCGCUCAGGCCAGGAAGAAGGGCACUGUGGUCUAUGGAGAGCCAAUCACGGCAAGCCUGGGAACAGACGGUUCACACUAUUGGAGCAAGAACUGGGCCAAAGCUGCGGCCUACGUCACCUCCCCUCCCCUGAGCCCCGACCCAACCACACCAGACUAUCUCAACUCUCUGCUGUCCUGUGGUGACCUGCAGGUGACAGGAAGUGCACACUGUCCCUUCAACACUGCCCAGCGUGCUGUGGGCAAAGAUGACUUCAGCUUGAUUCCUGAGGGUGUCAAUGGCACUGAGGAGAGGAUGUCCAUCAUCUGGGACAAGUGUGUGGUGACAGGUAAGAUGGAUGAGAACCAGUUUGUGGCAGUGACCAGCACCAACGCCGCCAAGAUCUUCAACCUGUACCCCCGCAAGGGUCGUAUCGCCGUGGGUUCUGAUGCUGAUCUGGUGCUGUGGGACCCAGACGUCACGAAGAUUAUCUCCGCCAAGAGCCACAACUCGACUGUGGAGUACAACAUCUUUGAAGGCACAGAGGUGCGCGGCGGGCCUCUGGUGGUGAUCAGCCAGGGCAAGAUCGUCUUGGAGGAGGGGAACCUUCACACCACUGAGGGCUCAGGACGCUAUGUGGCCCGUAAACCUUUCUCUGACUAUGUCUACAAGAGGAUAAAGGCUCGCAGCAGGCUGGCCGAGCUGAGGGGUGUCCCCAGAGGACUGUAUGACGGUCCGGUCUGCGAGGUGUCAGUCACCCCUAAAACCAUGACUCCUGCCUCCUCUGCUAAGACCUCACCUGCCAAGCAGCCUAACCAGCCUGUCCGUAACCUGCACCAGUCUGGAUUCAGUCUAUCUGGUGCUCAGAUUGACGACAACGUUCCUCGCCGGAACACCCAGCGCAUCGUGGCGCCCCCAGGUGGCAGGGCCAACAUCACCAGCCUGGGUUAGAGUGCCAAACCUCGGGCCGCUGAGGAGGAAACAAAGAUUUGAGGGAGGCCGGCCAACAGGAGCUGAUGGGUCGAGAAACAACAUCACGACACCGGGAGCCUCUCCCCUUCACAGUGCCUGAUUGGGCCGUCUGUCAGCCUCAAUCUGUCACUUCCUCCUCUGCCGCUUUUUCACAUACCCACUCUCCUCUUCCCUGAAACCUGAUCCUAGAGGACACAGCUAGAAACAAAAAAACAAAAAAAAAAGGUCUGCCUCAUGAUGGAAAAAAGAGAAAAAAAUGAAAACACUCUUUAUUUGACACUUUUGACAGCAUUAUUUCAUUUUUUUUAUACUGUACUUUCUCCCUGCCGUGUAUCCUUUUGUUGUUUUAAUAGAGAGGGUCGAGCGAGACUAAACUGAAUUAAUACAGUUAGGAAAAGACGAUCAUUUUCAUGCAGGAUGUCCAUUGUAUUUCCAUUCUUUCUUCUCAUUUUGGGAGUAGUAUAAAUGGAGCAUGGGUACAAAACCAGUAUUGUUAUUUUCUUAUUUUGGUUUUAAAUAGGCCACACAGUAGGUUGCUUGAAAUUUAACAGUCUCAUAGUUUAUUCAGCUGACAAGAAUCUAAUACUUCCCUCAAGCUGUCGACUAUCUGUGAUUUGUAUUAUGUCGCAUCUCAAUCGCUUCGCUUACCAGUGUACUGCCAUCUGUCACACACUGCUACGAUCGAUAUCUAAUUGAUUAUUUGCUACGAGGAUGGCCUUAAGAUUUGAAAAAUUGAGAAACACAGCAAUCUUUUAUUAGGAUUAUAGGCACUCACUGCUCUGGCUCUCAUCUCAUGUUUUCCCACCUGUGGCUUAGCUAAGGUACAGAAGUAAAAAAACAUAUUCUGUAUUUGGCAGCUGCCUUAGAGCUUAUGAGUUGGCGGGAGAAAAGUCUUGUGGAGCAGAGGAAGCUUUUGGCAGGUAGUAAAUAGAGCUUUAUGCCUCAUCUCUGAGCGUUAGGCCAUCGUUAAGUGGGAGGAUUGAAGGAAAGAUUUUGGGGAGGAAGGAGAAAGUUGUAUUCGCUGUCACGUCAAACUCAACCUUUCCUUUGCCUUACUGCUUCUUAAUGCCGUCCUUUUAGAGAACUUUUAGAAGUGCGGGGGGAAGGUGCCAUUCACUACGCAGCUACAUAUUUCCCAGUUUGUUUGCAUUCCUGUGAAUCAUAAAGGUCCAAAUUUUUUGCGAUUGACAAAUGUCGAAGCAUCUGAUAACCGUCCAUCACCAACCAGUGCAUUUACAUACAGAAUGUUUCUCCUCCUCCAAAUGUGACUGUUUUAUACUCAUCAAAAUCCCUCUUUCCUUUCUACUCUUUAUGUGCCUGAACCCACAGAAGUUGUACUGAUAGUUUGAUUUUUUUCUUCUUGUUUUGUUAUUCUUAUUGAAGUAAGUGAAGGAUGUAAGAUAAAAAGAUGUAAAAUAGCCAGGAUUAACCGAUUCAAAGGUGCCAGAUUUUGCGCUUUCAUAGGGCCUAUUCUGCCGGUAGAGCCCCUGUAAAGACAAAAAAUGCUCGAUAUCUUGAAAUGUUCUAAUGUUUUAGAGUUUUUAACUUGUUGUCAAACUGCUUUUUAGUGUCAUUCUGUAUUUAGGUGCCUAAGGGCUGAGCACUAUUGAUUUACGCUUGAAAGUAGACAUGAGCUAAUGUACUUCUGACUAGUGUGCAGUGUUGAUGUGCGAGGGAUGGGACACGCACAGCAGGCUCCUGUACAGCACUCUUUACUGUUGUGGACUUGAUGUCGCUACGGGCUAUGCUGAGCACUCAUACGUUCUUGUUCCAUUUUUUUUUUCCUUUUUUUCUUUUUUUUUUGCAUGAUCUGGCUUUCAUUAAGCCAAGCAACUGAUUUCCUGUGUUCCCGCUUAUGUCAACAAGGUCUUGGCCACCAGUCACCAUCUUUCUGCAGCUUUUUUCUUCCCCAUGACUCAACACGGAGCAACACGCUCAGCCUGGACACAACCAGGGGCCAGUUACGUAAAUAUAGAUUAAGACUAGUCUAAGCUUUAGACUGGGCUUAAAUUCCUCAGUUAGACGUCUGAUUAAGGCAUUAAUACCAACUUAUUUUCAGUGACCAGUUAACCAGCUGGUCAAAAGUUGUUGCUGUUGCAGCUUUAGCUUUAGUUAGCAAUUGGCCACAUCAAAUAGUGUGACGAGUCUUUGUGUUGUCCUUUGCUUUUUUUUUUUAACAUUUAGAGGUGACUCACUUGUAUAAACAUGUUUGUACCCGUGUGUGAAUGAUGUAACACACUAAUGAAAGGUUGAUCUAAAAAAAUUCAAUGUUUAAAGACCUUUGGGGACUUUUAAAAACAGUAACUGUCAAUUACAUGAGAUGAACCACACGUCAAAAGUCAAAUCUCCAAAGAAAUACUGAGGACGUGACUUCAGUGUCCUCAGGAGCUACAGCCCUGCCCACAACACAUUGUGCACUUGGCUAUUUGCUGUAAAUCAGUCUUAGCUCUCAGUGUCAAAGCUGGUCUGACUUAAUAUGAGAUUCAAGUCUGUCUUUAUGCAACUGGCCCCUAACUCACACUCUUACAUACAUAUAUAUACAAACUUACACCAUAUCUGUUUGUGCUUUCAACCCCACUUAUCCAGGCCUCCAUUCUGAUCUAACUGGAAGCCUAUAGAAGGCAAAGUCCGUCAGCGUUACGAAUGGUAUACGUAUUUAAAGAAUCCAAAGCAGGGGGAGAUUGUGACAAAUGCAUGUCUCUGAAGCAUUCAAAGAUGAGACAAGAUAGGAGUGGGAAAUGGAAACUCGAUCUCCUCGGCAACUCACACAUCACGCGACAAGGUUUCUGUAAGUCAGGAGUUGGGAAUUUUACCCCGUCUGACUAGGCUUUACUUCAUCCACUGUGGUCUGCUUUGUAGAUGCCAUAUUACUCACUGCAUCUACACUAUUUAGGCGGGAGUGUGAAUUGGUGAGGUGGGGUGAAGCCCUCAAACAAGGCAGCAAGCAUUGCUCAACUGAGAGUAAAACUAUGCCUCUUGUACUUGUGUAUUUUCCAUGUAACUCCUUCCUUUCAGUUUGUCUUUAUCUGUACUUCGCUUCCUUUCAUUCUCCCUUUUUUUUCCUCUCCCUCCCUCCCGCCCUCCCUCUCUCUCUCCCUGGCCCUUUUGUUGUUUCUGGCUGUUGCCGUGGUGACAGACCCCUCCACUCUCUCGGGGUUCUGCUUUUUGUUUGUCAUGGCAACGCUUGUCAGAUUGGAGGUUGCCAUUAGCAACCCGCACUGACCUGGUGCUAUUAGUACAGCUUACACACACAUACAUACACACACAUUUUUAUAAUUAGUCUGUGACAGCACUGCACCAUUUCUACAUAAUCCUGUGCUGAGUUGCGUGGAACCUAGAAUCCUCUACUGCUUAAAAAGAAUCUAUUAGAGUUGAAAGCACACUGCAGACUAUGGUAGUAACACACUCAACACACACAGUACACUAAGUCGCACACACACUCUAAACGGCAAACAGCCGUUGCUGUGAUGCAGCACCCAUGCCUGAAGAAUUGACUUGGAUAUUAAACACCAGCUGUCAACGCUGGCAUCCUCGCCGUGUCCCAUGCCUCCUCAGUUUACACACAUACACAAACACUAAAACACACACUUAUACUCCUGUAAUGCUCUGUCAGCUUGGAUGCUUUUUCUAUGCCAUAUUAUGCUAAUGAUAUAUGAGUGAUAUGUAUGUACACUAUGUGCUGCAGACUGAGAGGAGCUUCCGUCCGUUCUGAGGUUGUUGAUGCUGUUGAAACACCUUCUUGCCCCCUCCCCGAACCCAUUCAUCCCCCCUCUGUAAGCCUUUCCCCUUUGUGAAAGUGAAACUGUGUGAUGGUAUUCGUCUUGGUGGCUGUGGGGUUCCUGGGAUGCUUGCUCACUAUGGAAAAAGUGUCAAAUCCCAUGGAUGGUGAUGUAAAAAAAGAAAAAAAAGAAAAAACAAGGACUUCAAAGAAUUAAAAAAUAAGAAAAAAAGGA
Molecule: messenger RNA, 6775 nt
Organism: Lates calcarifer (barramundi perch)
Lineage: Eukaryota; Metazoa; Chordata; Actinopteri; Centropomidae
Gene: dpysl2b
Product: dihydropyrimidinase like 2b
Exons: 14
Coding region: 1080-2801 (573 amino acids)
Cellular component (GO): cytosol; cytoplasm
Molecular function (GO): hydrolase activity, acting on carbon-nitrogen (but not peptide) bonds, in cyclic amides
Source: RefSeq, a predicted model, not a curated record